AAAAUAACUUAGUUUGGUCCAGAUUGAACGGAGAUUUCAUUACUGUUUUCGUUUUACGGGAACUACAGGGUGGUCUUUUUAAUAUAGUCUACUCUUUUUUUGGCGAUUUUUUUUAUCAGAACAAUUUAGAGUUAAAUUCACUGAUUUUUUUUUGUGUUAGACUACGUGGUUGCACACUGUCUACAUCAGUUACCGCAGUGGAGAAUUUAGCAGCGGACAAAAUGGCGGCCAUAAUUUGUACUGCCCGGAGAAAUGCGGAGAAGCGUGAUUUCAGAGACACGCACAUCAAAACCAUUGCGCGGGCCCCAUGGUAGAUGGAAGAAAACAUCGCAAUAGAUUGCACAAUAUUAUUUAAAUGUCAUACGUAAUGUUCUAGUAGGCCAACUGUAGGAAGGUUUUAAGAUGGAUUACGAGGCAGAGCAUGUUUGUCCGUAGGUGUGGCUGGAUCUUUAUUUGCGGCUGCCUUUUCUACCGUUUAGCGUGGGAACAGGAGAUAUGCUUGGACAUCGACUUUUGUCUAAGGACUUUUCGGUUGAUUACUGUACUCUUACUUUUCAGAAAUCACUUGCGUGUCUGAGGUGGGAUUACAGAUUGCCCUACGUUAGUCGUGAUGGAUGGGAGGUGUAACCACUACCACUGAUCAUGUUAUAUGAGUGACGCAAGUGUGUUGUGGCCAAUGGAAUGCUACUGUGUGGAAGUGGUAUACUUAUUACACUGGGUGGGGGCGGUGUCGCGCCAUUUCGUUAAGACUGGCAGCCGGACGGGUGCGACACUACUGGCUAGUCGUCUGGAUACAGUACGGGUUUGAACGGCUGUGUAAUCUCAGUUCAUCUGAAUGGAAACAACCAUUAACACACCUAUGGAAAGGCUGUUGGGUGAGAUUUUCUUCACAGACACAAGGAAGGAAUUUGAAGAUUUGUACGGUGGGACAGAUUUUAACAUCAGGUUAAAUGGGAACAGCAGUAAUGGGAUAAUUGGCCGUCUGGGAGAAUCCGCACCAGGAAAACGCAUAAGAAAACCUUCCCUCCUCUAUGAAGGGUUUGAAAGUCCCACCAUGACUUCUAGUAUGCCAGUUAUCCAACCAGCAUUUACAAAUCCGCCACCUCCAGAGGUGUCUAAUCCAAACAAACCAGGUCGAGCUACCAGUCAGCUGCAGUACCUACAGAAAGUGGUUAUGAAAACAUUGUGGAAGCAUCAUUUCUCUUGGCCAUUCCGUCAACCUGUAGAUGCUGUAAAGCUGAGCUUGCCGGACUAUUACAAGAUAAUUAAGAAUCCUAUGGAUAUGGGAACAAUUAAGAAGCGUUUGGAGAACAAUUACUACUGGACUGCUAAUGAAUGCCUUCAGGACUUCAGUGCUGUGUUCACAAACUGCUACAUUUAUAAUAAGCCAACUGAUGACAUUGUCCUGAUGGCACAGACACUGGAGAAAAUGUUUUUGCAGAAAGUGGCCCAGAUGCCCCCUGAAGAGAUUGAACUGCCUUCCCAAAUUCUGAAAAGUAGACCUGUCAAAGGAAGAAAGAUUGUAACAGGUACACCUAUGGGUAUGGCUACUUUUCAACAAGUUCCUGCUAUAUCCUCCAUGUCGAAGCCUAUGUAUUCUUCACCAAAGUCAGAGGUAGCCACAGCAGUGUUUUCUGUGCCUCACACAACAGUUCUGGCUCCAGUUGCAGGAAAAUCUGUUUCACCUCAACAGCCAGUUUUGCCAGUGCCAUUAGUACCUGUUCCAGCAAAGAAAAAGGGAGUUAAGAGAAAAGCCGAUACAACAACACCAACUACUACUUCAAUUAUGCUAACAAGCGGGGAAUCUUCUCCAAUCAUGAUAGAUGCAAAACCAGCUAAGAUCCCUGUCAGACGGGAGAGUGGAAGACCUAUCAAACCCCCUAAAAAAGACCUCCCAGAUUCUCAGCAGCACCAAACAUCAAAAAAAGGGAAACUGUCAGAACAACUGAAGUACUGCAAUGGAAUUCUUAAAGAGCUGUUGUCCAAGAAAUAUGCUGCCAUUGCUUGGCCUUUCUAUAAGCCUGUUGAUACUGAAAUGCUUGGCCUUCACGAUUAUCAUGACAUCAUUAAACACCCCAUGGACCUCAGCACCAUCAAAAAAAAAAUGGAUAACAGAGAAUAUGCUGAUGCCCAGGCCUUUGCAGCUGAUGUUCGACUAAUGUUUUCAAAUUGUUACAAGUAUAACCCACCUGAUCAUGAUAUUGUAGCCAUGGCCAGGAAAUUGCAGGAUGUAUUUGAAUUUCGUUACGCAAAAAUGCCAGAUGAACCAGAGCAAAAACCUACUCCUCCUGUAACCACAGUAGUUCCCCCUGUUGUAACAAAGUCCUCUUCUGAGUCCUCCAGUGAUAGCAGCAGUGAGAGUUCUUCAGAAAGUGAAAGCUCUGAUUCUGAAGAGGAAAGGGCGAAUCGCCUUGCAGAACUACAAGAACAGUUGAGGGCUGUGCAUGAGCAGCUGGCAGCUCUUUCCCAGAACCCUAUCUGCAAACCAAAAAAAAAGAAAGACAAAAAAGACAAAAAGAAGAAGAAGAAAUUGGAGAAGCACAAAUUAAAAAUUGAGGAGGAGGAAAAGCUAGUCAAAGUCUCAAAAUCCAAGUCCACACAAAAGAAAUCUUCAAAGAAAUCCUCUGGAAGUUCAUCAGCAAACAAAAAUUCAAAGAAAUCUGCAAAACCAUUCUUGCCUCCAGCUUAUGAUUCGGAGGAGGAGGAGGACUGCAGGCCAAUGUCUUAUGAUGAGAAGCGACAGUUGAGUCUGGACAUUAAUAAACUACCAGGUGAAAAACUUGGUAGGGUUGUGCACAUUAUACAAUCAAGGGAGCCGUCACUUCAGGAUUCCAAUCCAGAGGAGAUUGAGAUAGACUUUGAAACAUUAAAACCAUCAACCUUGAGGGAGCUGGAGCGAUAUGUGAUGUCUUGUUUACGGAAAAAGCCCAGAAAACCUUACAUUAAAAAAACAGUAGGAAAGACUAAAGAAGAACUAGCAAUGGAAAAGAAGAAAGAGUUGGAAAAAAGACUACAAGAUGUCAGUGGCCAGCUAAACUCUGUUAAAAAAUCUACAAAGAAAGUGAAUGAAAAAGCGGAGUCUGCACAGCAACAGCAUGUAACUGCUUCUCGUCUCAGUGCCAGUAGCAGCAGUUCAGACUCUGACAGCAGCAGCUCAACAUCGAGUUCAUCAGACACCAGUGACUCAGAAUCUGGCUAGAAAAGAAAAAAAAAACUUUUAAGACUUGAUCAGAGAAGGGCAGAGUGAAUUUAAAUCUGUAUUAUGGUGGAGCAGCAUUGUGGUUCGGAUUGGAUCUGCAGGACCGGACCAUGUAUGAACCAGAGUGUAAAGAAGAUGUAUGCAUUUAUAUCACAUAUAAAAAUACAUAUUGUCACUGCGCCGCCUUAUUGCAUGGUCAGUAAGACUUGGAUUAUGCAACUUGAAAGAUGCUGCAUUCUAGGAAAGCUGCAAGGCUAAGUGGUUGAUGACUGAAGAUGCUGAUCCCCUCCUUUGUCUUGUACCCACCAGCAUGUAUUGUUAGAUUAAGGGUCAUUUUGGCUGAUAGACCUUUCAGGUAUGAGAUCUCACCGGUGUUCUGGUUCUUUUAAAGAAUAGGUUGGCGAGAUGAAGGGAUAGUGAAGUCAUCGGGGUUGCAGAUUAUUUUCCAUAGAGCAGAAUUAUAUUCUUGUGUAGGAUGCUAUCUAUAUUUCUUUUAUAAAGAAGUGAUAACGGCAAAGUACCUUCUGAUAAGUAUUCAGUAGAUGAGGUCUGCUGACAUCUUGAGGUUUGGUUAAAUCACUACCAGUAUGUAAACUGAUGUACAGGCCAGCUUAUUCCAGUUCUUGCAUUUAAAGCAAAUGUGUAGUCUUUGAAUUAUAAGGAUUUAGUUUCGUACAUUGUUUUGGGGUCUUAGAGAUUGCCUUUCCAAGCGAUAUAGAAAAAUCGGGCUACAAGUUACUGUAUAUUUGGGCAGGCAAAAUAAACCAAAGCUGCAUUACCAGUAUUUUGUAUUUAUCUCUGCAAGUGUAGUUUGUUCAUUGAUUGACCUGCUCCUUUUGUUACCAGUAGUCAACAUCCCACGUGUAUAGCAGCUCAUUUGUUUUGUUUUUUUUAAGCACCAUUGUAAGUGACACGUGAAUUUUAAAAUAUCAAAGUAACUUUAUGUUGUGAAUGCCCUGCUUGAGUCACAGAACUGAAGACCUAAUCUAUGAUGGUCAUCUUAUGGCUCUUUAUAACUGCAUGACAUGUUGAGACUUUUUUAUUUUGCCAGUUCCGUAGUUAAGUAGUAUAUUUGCCUUUAAAAAUAGCACUAAAAGUGUAGUAACUGGUUUCUAUUAAGAACCCUUUUCUUCAAACUCUGGCAUUGGUCUUUGAGAGAUCAUGUAAUGCGUAACAUUUUUGUCAGUAUAAUAUUCAUAAUAGUGAGAAUCUUAGGACAGUGGAUUAGUGGUGCAAAGCAGCAAGAACACUUCUAAAAGUUGCACCUGAGCAACUUUGGUUCAAUUUCUUCACAGUUUAGUAGUGUAGUUGUCACUACAAAGGGUUUUAUAUGGAUGAGAUUUGGUCUCAUUGGUUAUUUUAAAAUUUGGGAGUAGAAGUGUUUUGUGCCAGCCAUCCAGCUUGAAUAAAGCCGACAGCAUCUAGACAUGCAGCUGAUUCUGUAUGAAGAUGAUUUUGAAUGCGUUUUUCAUGAUGACGCUCUUUUGGAGAGGGCUGUGCAUCUGUUAUUUUAAUAUAAAAUUUGACUGACUUCCCUUUUUAUUCCAGGGAAUAUGUUUUUGUUUAAAACAUCAACAUGUUUGGAGAUUGUAGUACAGUUUACUUAAACUGUUGUAGUUGAGAAGUAUACCUAGUUUGGGGCUGCAAACUGAGCAUUUGUUCCAAUAACAAAAAAUACAGUUCCCAUAAUCUGGAGUUAGGACUUUUUUGCCAAAGUUGGGGAUUUCAAAUGGUGUUUGGUAUAAUCUUAUUUAUGACAGUUCCCUUUUAUCCCAAAAAAGAAUUUCAGCAGUGUCACAAAGCAGUUGGUUACAAGUUAAGUGGAAUUCAUGCCUUUUUUUACCUUCAAUUUUUGAGGUUUUUAUUUAUUUUAGAUGCAUUUUUGUUUUAUAAUGUAAAAUUGAACACAAUUGCCUGUUGAUACGGGCAUGUAGAUUAAAAUUUUAUGAAAAAGUGUAAAUAUAUAUAAAUAUAUACUUGUUUAUAAAGUUGCACAGUUGAAUAGCAUGUUACUUUAAUGUAAAGUUUUUUUUUGUUUUGCUUUUUUUUACGUUUAAUCUGACUUUUCUAUUGUCUGUUCAUUUGUUCCUAUUCUUACAGAACUGACCUGUCAGGUUGUAUUUGUUUACUGUAUUUGUUAAAAGUACAUUAUUUCUGAAGACAUGUAAAUAAAUGAAAGAUACUGUGACUCUAAAGUGUAA
Molecule: messenger RNA, 5400 nt
Organism: Protopterus annectens (West African lungfish)
Lineage: Eukaryota; Metazoa; Chordata; Ceratodontiformes; Protopteridae
Gene: BRD2
Product: bromodomain containing 2
Exons: 13
Coding region: 836-3199 (787 amino acids)
Biological process (GO): chromatin remodeling; regulation of DNA-templated transcription
Cellular component (GO): chromatin; nucleus
Source: RefSeq, a predicted model, not a curated record